AUGGUUGUUGAAGAGCAAACCGAUCCUGUUCACAAUCCUCAGAGUAGGAUGUAUAUUCUGCGUAUAACACUUACUGUGCUAUUCAUUCUUGUGACUCCUUGUAUAACACGGGCACAAUUUGAGAGCACCUACGAUAAUGGAGAUGAAGAUCAUUUGCAUGCAGAAGGUCAGGGCCAUCCAGGAACCGAAAAUCAUCCGGUACGCGGGCGUCAUGCAGACGAUAGCGUUGAACGUGCUGCAGACAGCUCGGAAAUCUCAAUAAGCAAUGAAAAAUCACAGCAAACCUCCGCCGAUGAGGAUCAAGGCGGAAGCAGAGGGGACAGCACUGGCCAUACUACUAUAGCGCGCUACGUCCAGACUGAUGGAGUGUAA
Molecule: messenger RNA, 372 nt
Organism: Gongylonema pulchrum
Lineage: Eukaryota; Metazoa; Nematoda; Chromadorea; Rhabditida; Gongylonematidae
Source: the annotation of a GenBank genome assembly